Paramecium pentaurelia is the source of this 1357-nucleotide messenger RNA. The record is from the annotation of a GenBank genome assembly. NCBI's taxonomy places the organism in Eukaryota, Ciliophora, Oligohymenophorea, Peniculida, Parameciidae.
UAUGAAGAAUCGCAAAAUCGAUCCACAAGAGUAAGAUACUACCAGUUCAGGUUAUUCAACACCAGAUGAGAAAUGUGUGUAAAAAUAAGCUAAAAUCAAACACUUAAAAAAACAUGCAUUUGUCAAUCGGAUUUCAUUCUUAGAUGAUAUGGAUAAGGAUUCAGAAUUGACUAAAAAUAAAUUGGUUGGUUUUUACAAUAUGUUAUAUGUUGUGGCCUUCUAUUAUUUUAUCAUAAAUCCUAUCAUGACAUAUUGGAAAACUGGAUAAUGGAUUGAAACUUCAUUAUACAAUUAAAUGCGUCGAGAUCUCUUCAUGUGUAUUGUAACAUGGCCAUUGGUAUUUGAUUUAUCAAUAUGAAAUAGUUCUAUGCUUGGAGUCACAUAGCCUUGUUGAUUCAAUAUUUAGCAAUGAUGAACAUACCAAAAGUGUUAAUUUUUAUAAUACAACAUAUCAGUCAAAUAUGUAUGUUUGUAUAUGCACAUUAUUUGGUCUUAACUCGAGAUUGGUACUUACCUUAAGGUGCCUUUGUAACAUUUCAAUCAUGUGUAUUCUUCUUCAAAAUGCAUUCCUAUACUAUGACAAAUUAUAAAAUGAGAAGAGAGUGGAUUGAUUAAGGUUGUCCAAAAAGUACUGAUCCUUUUAGUUAUCCUAAUAAUAUUAACUUUAAGAAUUUUACUAAGUUUAUCAUGACUCCUGUAUUAGUUUAUGAACCUCAAUAUCCCUAAUCAGGUAAGAUAAGAUGGUGGUAUGUUAUUGUUAAAUUUAUCAAUACAAUUUCAAUGUUAAUUAUGGGAUAUAUGAUUGUUUCCAAUCAUAUUUAUCCAAUAAUUUUGAAUGUAAAUGCUUUAACAUUAGUUGAUUCUAUAUUUUAAAUGACUCUACCUCUGAUAUUUUUAUGUUUAACCUUAUUUAAUAUGAUCUUUGAGAAUUAUUGUAAUUUUUGGGCUGAACUUACACAUUUUGGAGAUCGUUAAUUUUAUACUGAUUGGUGGAAUUCUACAGAUUAUGAAGAAUUUAAUAGAAAUUGGAAUAGACCUGUUUAUGAGUUUCUAUAUCGUCAUGUAUAUUUGGAACUUAUAUUUGAAUUUGGAUUUGGAGUAAAAAAGGCAUAAUUAGCUACAUUUCUGUUUUCAGCUAUUUUACAUGAAUAUACAUUAGCAGUAAGUUUGAAAUAGAUUACUCCAAUAAUGAUUAUGUUUAUGAUGAUCUAAAUACCAGUAAUGUUAUGUACAAAGAGAAUAAAGGGAACUAAAUUUGGUAAUUUAUUUUUUUGGUGGGGAAUUAUUUAAGGAUUACCAUUAAUUUUAAAUUUAUAUCUUAGAUUCAAUGAAUUGCCAAAAUUAUUGUUUGAAUGAG